This is a messenger RNA of Cercospora beticola, 1056 nucleotides long. Its product is annotated as terpene synthase family protein. NCBI's taxonomy places the organism in Eukaryota, Fungi, Ascomycota, Dothideomycetes, Mycosphaerellales, Mycosphaerellaceae. The record is from RefSeq and is a predicted model, not a curated record.
AUGACAAUCCCACGUCCACAGCACGAGAAGUCCAGUCGACUCCUUAUUCGACUACCCAUCCUAUUCAAAUCAUUCAUCGCACCCGAUCCCGACAUGCGACCUGACUAUGAGCAGUGCAAGCUUGCUUCCUGCCAAUGGCUCGCUGACAGGCUCGGUAUGACAGAGAAGGCUUCUCGAGUCCUUACCGCUGGGGACUUCACUUGGUUCUGCGCUGUCUACAUUCCAUACACUCCUUACGAACGCUUCCGCAUCGUGAGCGACUGGACCAACUUGAUCUUCUAUCUCGAUGAUUUGUUCGACAACGGCGACCUCAAGGGAGAUCCUGUGCGCACAAAGGCCUUCAUCGAUCGCCUGUUUGAAGCUAUCGAUGGCGACAUUACGCCUGCAGACCAGAACGAUCCCGACCUAGAUUAUGUCGACAAGCAAAAGUUCUACAGAAGAGCUAUGGAGAAGUUCUUGAUUGGGGCACUCAAGCACGUCGAGGACUGCCACGAAGACUACAACCGUAGUCUCGAUGAGAUCUUGGAACGCCGCAGCGACUCGGUCGGAAUGGACCCUUGUUAUCCCAUGGUCUGCUUCGCGAAUGAUCUCGAGAUACCAGAUGAGAUCAUGCUCAGUGAGCAAAUCCGAGGACUCGAGCAGCUGAGCUGCGAGCUGUGCGGUCUACAGAAUGAUGUGGUGUCAUAUCGAAAGGAAGAGUCCGAGUCGGUCACGCACAACAUGAUUGCAGUCUGCCGACUGAACGGCAUGGAGGUACAAGAAGCGCACGAUCACGUCGCAAUCAUGAUCGACACCCGCUUGAACCGCAUGGACGAGACUUUCGCCACACUUCCGAAGUGUGAUAAGGACAUCGCCGAGCAGGUCAAGGCGUACGUCCGCGGCAUCGAACUCAUGGUCGCUGCAAAUGUGCACUGGAGCUAUCGCAGUCACCGCUACUUUGGCUUACGCAACCACGAAGUGCGUGAAACGGGUCUUGUUGACCUUCUGGUUCAACCGCCCUACCUCAAGCAAGCCAUCGUUCCAAAGGGUCGAGCCGAUAGCUUUAACGAAGCUUAG